This is a messenger RNA of Mesorhabditis spiculigera, 1149 nucleotides long. The record is from the annotation of a GenBank genome assembly. Lineage: Eukaryota; Metazoa; Nematoda; Chromadorea; Rhabditida; Rhabditidae.
AUGUUAAUAUAUGCAUUCCAUCGAUACCAUAGGCCACCAAAAGUGAUAGCAAAGAAAUAUAUUAGUCCUGAAUGUGCGUGUGUUGAUGAUGACGGUCAAGAGUAUGACUUUUGUUAUGCACUUCCGGAAACAGGAGCAUUGGGCAAACGAUUUAAUUGUUCUUAUUUAACGCAGUUAAAGGAAUUAGGACUAGUGCCUGAAAGUAAAACUAUUGAUUUGGCGUCGGAAGAAAUGCCUGAUCCUGUAUUUGUUACUGCAUUUUCCGAUAAUCAUUGGGAUGAAGCAAAACGGAUGCAGAUGUCGCUGGUCCGAUUAUACUGGCCUAAGCAGCGAAUUAUCAUCUACAGCCUCGGAAUUUCUGAAUACACCCAAGAUUACAUCCGGAAGCAGUGUAAUGUGGAAUUGAGAGAAUUCAAAUUCAAAAAAUAUCCAAAAUAUGUCUCCCAACUUUUCGAGUAUCGAUGGAAACCGAUUAUAAUUGCGGAAACCCUCAACGAAUUCGGUGCUAUUUGGUAUAUGGAUAGUUCGAUAACAUUUAAGAAAGCUGAUUUGUCACAUGUUUAUCAGUUAGUGACGUGUCGAAGAAACCAAAAUCCGGUGCAACCACUGCCGUCAAUAGCACAACGGGAUAUUCGAGAAAACACAACCGCCCAUGAGUCCGGUUGGGAUCAAAAGCAAUGGCAAGAAAAUGUGAAAGAUUGUCGAAAAGCUGCCUAUUUAUUCCACGGCUAUACGGGUCACGGCAUUUAUCCGGCAACUUCUCAGCAUGUCUAUCAAUAUUUUCCAACCAAUUUCAAAGAGAUUACAAAGCCUAAGGCAAAAAUGUACGAAGCGGGUUUUAUAUUUGCGGUAAAGACGAGUGAUACGGUGGAGGGUAUUUUGAAAUGGUAUGUGUUAUGUGCACUGGAAGAUAGUUGUAUGGCACCAAGGGGAGUCCCCGGAAUUUCGCUAGGGUGCCAAUUUGGAAAAGACCGAUUUUCUUCCUUUGCGAAAUGCCACCGCUACGAUCAAUCUAUCGUCAACCUCCUAGCAGCCAAUGCAAAUCAUUACGAUCGCCAUUAUUAUGUUUCUGAAAUCGUUGACUUUUUCAAUGUGGUGCGUGGUCCCGGACUGCCUUAUAAACUUGACCUCAGUUGUGACGUAAAGAAU